This is a messenger RNA of Rhagoletis pomonella (apple maggot), 2910 nucleotides long. RefSeq names its product proton-coupled amino acid transporter-like protein pathetic (gene path). The record is from RefSeq and is a predicted model, not a curated record. The transcript has 8 exons. Gene Ontology annotation, cellular component: vacuolar membrane. NCBI's taxonomy places the organism in Eukaryota, Metazoa, Arthropoda, Insecta, Diptera, Tephritidae. Gene Ontology annotation, molecular function: amino acid transmembrane transporter activity. Gene Ontology annotation, biological process: amino acid transmembrane transport. The coding region runs from base 318 to 1703 and encodes 461 amino acids.
UGCACAUUUCUUGAAGCCGCAGCCGCAAAAGCACCACCAAGCAAGACGACAAAGCCCACAAAUUGCAGCUAUAUAAUUUCACUAUAAAACAAUUGCAGACAGCACCAUGUUUUUUACUUUGCUUGUUUAGUUACAUUCGAGUGAUUGAUUGGGACGCGAUUGGUAGCAACACUUUGUGUAUGGAACGGAACAGCGGCAGUUACAACUGACAGAAAAAGAAGCGCAUAACCAACCAAGGAGUUGACCGAUAUAAUUUUAUAAAACUGAAUCGCUUGUGAGAAAAAAUAAUCUUAAAUUUAAUCUAUUUGGUAGAAAAUAUGAGUGGCGCAAAGAAAGUGGAAGUACCAACGCUCGAACUGAGAUACAAAAUCCAACCGCGUAAAGAUGUUGAACAGGCGCUGUCGUCUCCAGACUUCGAUCCUUUCGCAGAACGCAAGGUGGAGCAUCCUACAACUGAUAACGAAACGCUCACGCAUCUGCUGAAGGCUUCUUUGGGUACUGGCAUCCUGUCUAUGCCCAUCGCCUUCAUGUACUCAGGCAUUGUGCUUGGAAUUUUUGCCACUAUCUUCACAGCUUUCAUUUGCACACACUGCAGUUAUGUACUCGUGAAAUGCGCACACAAACUCUACUAUAAAUCGCGUCGCACGCAGAUGAGUUUCGCUGAAGUUGCUGAGGUGUCCUUCCAAAAUGGGCCAAAAUGGGCGCGCGGUUUUGCACCAGUCGCCAAAUUUUCCAUACUUUUCGGACUCUUCCUGACCUACUUCGGAACCUGUUCCGUGUAUACAGUUAUUGUAGCAAAGAAUUUCGAACAGGUUAUGGAAUAUUGGUUAGGCUAUGAAAUUUCGCUACGCCUACUCAUCUCAGCACUGCUGAUUCCUUUAAUUCUUCUCUCAUGGAUACCAAAUCUGAAGUAUCUGGCACCCGUCUCCAUGGUGGCUAAUUUGUUUAUGGGUCUUGGAUUGGGAAUAACUUUCUAUUAUCUGGUUAGUGAUUUGCCUCCGAUAACAACCCGUGAGUUCGCGAAAGUCUCCACAUUGCCAGCUUUCUUCGCCAUCACCAUAUUCGCCAUGGAGGCAAUCGGUGUUGUAAUGCCAUUGGAGAAUAACAUGGAAAAACCACGUCACUUCCUCGGAAUCUGCGGAGUGCUGAGUCAGGGCAUGUCCGGUGUUACUUUGAUCUACAUGGCGCUCGGUUUUCUGGGCUACUUGCGUUAUGGUACAGAUACAGAAGAAAGUAUUACACUGAAUUUGCCGGUGCAUGAAUGGCCUGCGCAAGCUGUCAAGGUGUUGAUCGCUUUGGCCGUGUACUGCACAUUCGGUCUACAGUUCUAUGUAUGUCUUGAAAUUGUCUGGGAUGGUAUCAAAGAUAAAUGCACGAAGCGACCAGUAUUUGUAAAUUAUGUGUUAAGAACCGUACUCGUCACUGCCGCCGUUGUGUUGGCCGUUUCAGUGCCAACCAUCGCUCCAUUCAUGGGACUAAUUGGUGCCUUCUGCUUUUCCAUACUUGGACUUAUAUUCCCUGUGCUGAUCGAGCUAAUCACCCAUUGGGACACCGGCUUCGGCCCAUUUAACUGGAUCCUCUGGAAGAAUGUCGUCAUUGGAUUUUGCGGUAUUGCAGCACUCAUUUUUGGAUCUAUGAGUGCUAUAAAUGACAUUGUGAAAAUGUAUACAUCAAGCCCUACGGCAGGCGAAAGCAGCACAUAGAAGCUACAGCAUUAUUACUGGCUCAAUAGCACCGAAAAUCAGAGAGCGCUUUGAUAUAUGAAGUCGCACCGCAACCCACUAUGUCGCUACACCGUUGGAUAAUUUCAUUGGAUUUUAAUUUUAGUACUAAGUAAAAGUACAUAAUUGAUAUAACUGUCUCUAGUAUCUCUAUACACAUACAUACAUACAACGUGUUCUGUAAAUAUACGUGUAUGUAUGUAUGUACAUAUAUGAAUAGUCUAGGCUGAAAAAUUAGGGGAAAAUAUUUUUUAGAUAUACUAAUAGCGAAACCGUGUAUUAAAAAAGUGCCUCUUUGUAAAAUGUAAAUUUUUAUUAAGUUUAAAACAGAAAUGUAUAUCACUCAAACAACUUUUGCUUUAAUAGAUAAUAUGUGCAUUCAUAACGGUAUUAAGUACCAAAUAUUCUCGUUGUGAUUGCGCUUUGUAUAUACAUAUGUAAAUGUAGCUAACAUUUCCAAUUGUUGAUUGAAAGUUUUAGAGAAACUGCUGAUUUUAGAGCGUAUCAUUUUAGGUUGCUGAUGGCUCAUUCAACAUAGUUGUGUACAUAUUUAUAUAUAAAUGAAUCCAUGUAAAAUGUAGGCCCUUAUUCAUUAGCUUUUAAUGUUUUAAAGUUUUUUUAGUAAUACUAAAUAAGUAGUACUUCAAAAUAUUGUAUUUUUACAUUUUUCGCUUUUGGAAAAAUUCACUACAUACUUAUGUAGUAUUUGACAUCAGUAGGCCAUCCAUUUUUAAUUACUCAAAAUCGAUUUAUGUAAUUAAAAGUUUAUUGUAUGAAGAAUAAUUAUGAAAAUCAAGUAAAGAGGUUCUAAAUAUUAAAUACAGUAUAUUACUUUAGGUUUUAUGGGCUUAGAAAAUAACAGACUUUCAAAAUAUUUCUUCAUUAUGCAGCUUAAAUUGGGAUGAAAAAAUAUCAACGUGCCCAUAAAAACGUUGGCGCAUAAUUUUUAUGACUAUGGUUGCAUUUAAACAAAUACUCGCGAAUACAUUAAUAGUCAAUGAAGGGAAUCUUUACUUAGCAUUAUAUUUACAUGGUCAAUUUGCAGACAUGGAUACCAGACCCUCCAUUUGUCUCCGGUAAUAAAUACUUAUGUAUGUAUGUACAUAUAACAUGCAUGUGUUUGUACAUAAUCACAUGUUAUGUGGUUAUAUAAAUCCAACCGAAUUCAAAAAUAAAGAAUUAUACUAUU